ACUUAUUAUCAUUUGAUAACAGAUUAUGUUUGCUACAAACUUAUUAACUUAAAGAAAUUACAUUUCAUGAUGUUUAAAUAUUUGUAGAAAAAUCCUUGAAAUCUAUUCAAAAUAUAUAGUAUUUUGUCUAUUCUCAUUAGUGUGUACAUCAUAUUUUUUCUGUCAAUUCCAAGAAUAAUGAAACCUGGAAUUGUUGCAGAUGAAAUGUUCCCUGAAGGAACUAGUGCAAUUAUGGACAUGGAUGAUGAAGCAGGCAGCAAUGUUAUGUAUGAAAUGAAUGAUAAAAAUCUCCAAGCUGAUUUUUACAAUGAUUUUGAUGACCUCAAUGAUGAUGAAGAAUUCUAACAUCAGUAAUUAAUAUACAUAUAUAUUGUAAAUACCAUAAAAUAAUAAUAAUAAUAAUAUUGUAAAUUAAAAACAUUUAAAAAAUUUUUUUAAAAUGUCUGUAAAUUUACUAAAUUAUCUAAUUUUAGCAGUAAAGCACAUAUUGUAUUAGAACAAAUUUUUACAUCAAUAAAAGUUGUGAUUAUAUUAAAAUUUUUAACAAAAAAAUAUGGUAUAUACAAGUUAUGAUUUUUGGUAUUUUCAUAUCUAUUUAUUAAAUAUAAUUUAUAUACAUACCAAUUAAAGUAAAACUACAACUAACUGGUUAAUACAGAUUUAGAAUAAUUUUACUAAUUAUCUUAGUUU
Messenger RNA from Daktulosphaira vitifoliae (grape phylloxera), 690 nucleotides. RefSeq names its product COP9 signalosome complex subunit 9 homolog. The coding region runs from base 178 to 345 and encodes 55 amino acids. Gene Ontology annotation, biological process: negative regulation of protein neddylation. Lineage: Eukaryota; Metazoa; Arthropoda; Insecta; Hemiptera; Phylloxeridae. The transcript is spliced from 4 exons. The record is from RefSeq and is a predicted model, not a curated record.